CCGUUGCUCCUCUGUUUUCUUUUCCUCGCUCGCUGCUCUGCUUUCCUUCUUUCCUUGCUUCACUUCUUGUCUGACAAAGCACUUGCCGGUCGCGGCUUGCUGCUCACAUUCCACACUCCACACUCCCCACUCACGCGCUCAUGAACACUCAACACUCUUGAAGGUCGCAUGCACUCGUUCGCAUCACAGCAGUGUCACACCCUCUCUCCUUCUCUCUCUCUUGCUCUGCAAACACUCCACAACGAAUACGCAACGAACACGCAACUGCACAGUACACACACCUUACCUGACUGCAAACAAGCAACUGCUGCAAGCUACUGCAAAUAAGCAGCCAUGCCGUCAAAGGCGCCCUCCAACACACAGAGUCCACAAAGGCACAAGGAAAAGAAGAAGAUUGUGUUCUUCCAUCCUGAUCUGGGCAUCGGGGGCGCAGAGCGUCUCGUUGUCGAUGCAGCGCUGGCGUAUCAGAGCCGUGGGCACAACGUCACCAUUGCCACGGCACACCAUGAGCCCCAUCGGUGUUUCUCGGAAACUGCGGAUGGCACAAUCGACGUCAUCGUGCGCGGCGAUUGGCUUCCGCGGUCCUGCAUGGGCCGUUUGCACGCCUUCUUCGCAUACCUCCGCAUGAUCUACCUCGUCAUCGCCGUCUCCCUCACCACAUCCUACGAUGUUGCUUUUGUUGACCAAGUGGCUGCGUGCAUUCCGUUUGUCCACCUCAUCGCAAAGGCGAAAGUGCUCUUCUAUUGCCACUUCCCCGACAUGCUCCUGACACAACGCAAGACGCUUCUCAAGAGGCUCUACCGCGCCCCCAUCGACUAUGUCGAGGAGACGACAACCGGCAUGGCGGAUGUCAUCAUGGUGAACAGCAUGUUUACGCGCCAGACCUUCUUCCAGACCUUCACCUCUCUCCGCUCCCGCGACCCGCUUGUUGUCUACCCAAGCCUCAACUUCUCCUCCUUCGACGGCCAAUCCUUCUCCACAUCUGCCGCCAACAAGCUUGCAGGCACGAUGCGCCCACGCGUGUUUCUGUCCAUCAACCGCUAUGAGCGGAAGAAAAACCUGUCGCUUGCGCUCGAUGCACUGGCAGCGCUCAGGGACGAACUUAGGAGUGCGGACCGCGCACGCGAAUGGAACGACGUGCACCUCGUGCUCGCUGGCGGGUAUGAUCCACGCCUGCAGGAGAACGUGGCCUACUUUGACGAGUUGAAGGCGCGGGCGACAACACUCGACAUCCAAGACCACGUCACGUUCAUUCGCUCGUUCAGUGACGCAGACAAAGUUCAGCUGCUGCUGCGGUGCACGUGUCUGGUGUACACGCCAGACAGGGAGCACUUUGGCAUCACGCCGCUCGAGGCCAUGUACAUGGGCCGACCUGUCAUUGCGGUCAACUCUGGAGGGCCUGUUGAAACGGUUGUGUCUGCAUCGACACACGAGCCGAAGGACAGCACCGGAAUCCUCUGCCAGCAGACGAGCGCCGAGUUUGGAAAGGCGAUGCUGAAGAUGCUGGAUGAAUCGUUUGUGCGCCAGCUCUCCAGCAACUGCAAGCAGCACGUCGUCAGCAAGUUUUCCUUUGCGUCGUUCACGCAGCGCCUGACGCGCGCCCUGAAUGCAUGAUACAAUCGUGGCAGUUGUUUAAUGUUGCCCUCCAACCCCAACCCCCAAAACCAAUACAUUAAACGUAACCGUCCACAUUGUCCUGAGCCAAGAGCAAAUAUGCAACAUUCACUCACACAUGAACACGUACACAUGAACGCAUGCAUACGUGUCAUGCAUGUACGCUAGUUGUGUCCUUUCCUGUCAUUCUCGCUCGCCUGUUCGCCAGCGUACUUGCCGC
Messenger RNA from Salpingoeca rosetta, 1834 nucleotides. RefSeq names its product alpha-1,3-mannosyltransferase ALG2. The transcript is spliced from 12 exons. Gene Ontology annotation, molecular function: alpha-1,3-mannosyltransferase activity; GDP-Man:Man(1)GlcNAc(2)-PP-Dol alpha-1,3-mannosyltransferase activity. Lineage: Eukaryota; Choanoflagellata; Craspedida; Salpingoecidae. The record is from RefSeq and is a predicted model, not a curated record. The coding region runs from base 334 to 1614 and encodes 426 amino acids.